Anastrepha ludens (Mexican fruit fly) is the source of this 1364-nucleotide messenger RNA. RefSeq names its product protein D3-like. The record is from RefSeq and is a predicted model, not a curated record. Lineage: Eukaryota; Metazoa; Arthropoda; Insecta; Diptera; Tephritidae. The transcript is spliced from 4 exons. Bases 477 to 1010 code for a protein of 177 amino acids.
CGUGCAACUUCGCUUUUCGAUUAUUUUUAACGAUUUUGUGGAUUUUUUUUAUAUUUUCUGGUGUUGUCGCUUCAUUUGGACGUCACCGCGUCUUGAGCAUCAUCGGUUCCUCUCCGACCUCGUUUGAUCUCACCAUUGUUUUAUUGUUGUUUCUGACGGAGCCGAGUCCCCAUUAACAUUUUUCAAGCCAUUGCCACGCUUGUAUUUUUUCCCAUCAAGAAGCAGUGUCAAAUUAAAAUACGAAAUUCUGUCUGAUCCAGUUUUUGAAAACAACAAAAGUAGCGUCACUCUUAGCACAAUAACUUACGAACUAAUGAAUAAACUAUAAUGAAAUUUUAACAACUGUCCUUUCAAGGUUAGCACUAACUGAGAAACAGGUGAAUGCAAUAAAACUAGUGCCAUCUAUGUGCUAGGACCGGGACUUUACAGCCCAUGUGUUAUAAGUUUAACUAGGAAAAGCAGUUAAAGAACAAGUAAUGGAGGCAAACGGCAUUAUUCCGGACAUUAUCGAUACCAAACCCAAAGCACUACUGGAGGUGAACUAUCCCAGUGGUGUGAAGGUGGAUUUGGGUAAAGAACUCACUCCAACUCAGGUAAAAGAUCAACCCACAGUUACUUGGAAAGCGGAGAGCGAUGCUUUAUACACUUUGGCAAUGGUAGACCCAGAUGCACCAUCGCGUGCUGAACCAACAAGUCGUGAAAUUUUGCACUGGCUUGUAAUCAAUAUUCCGGCCAAUAAAGUAGCUGAAGGUCAAACAGUCGCUGAAUACGUUGGCUCUGGCGCUCCACAAGGAACUGGUCUGCACCGCUACGUCUUUCUAGUCUUCAAACAGCCAGCCAAGAUUGAUACUACAAAAUUUAUUCCCAAAACGUCUCGUGAAGGUCGUCUUAAAGUGAAGACAAGAGAUUAUAUUGCCAAGUAUAAUUUGGGUGAACCAGUUGCUGGAAACUUCUACCAGGCACAAUACGAUGAUUAUGUGCCCAUAUUAAGAGCGCAAUUUACUGAGUGAUUUUAGUAGCUACAAGUAGAAAAUCACAAAACGAUUUAAUUGUAUACUUACACAUCACAGAACUUUAUUCAAAGCCUCUUAUGCCAAUUAUCUACUGUUCGACUGCAUCAACCAAAUUAAUGUCCUCUCAAUAAUAAUAAAUUAUAAGAUGAAUCAUGUAGGCACGAAGAUUUCUAUCUCUUGUGUGAGUUCUAGAUGGCGGCAAUUUCUGGCAGAGGAAUUCGUGCUUGACCAAUAUUAUCGUUACCACAGAAAUAAAAACUACCUAGAAAUUAUUUAAAUUCAAUCAAAAUCUGUUUAUUAAUUUUUUUUUAUUUUACUAUAAAAAUACAUCAGUUUGUUUUUAACGUUAAA